UCGCCACUCUUUUGUAGCACGCCGAAUUGCGGGACCCGUUUUCGAGGGCUUUACCCACCAAUCGUGCACGGUGAAAUGGCUUUCCUGAGCUACAGAAGCGUUAGGCGAAUGACAACUCGGUUUCCCACAAUUACACCAAAAGCGGCUGUGGUCAGCGAUGAGAUGCUGGCCAGCGUGGCUGGCCUGGAUGUGCUGCGCCGUGGAGGAAACGCUGCUGAUGCUGCACUUGCCAUGGCAGCCUGCAUGCAAGUUCUUCAGCCAUAUGCCACCGGUAUUGGAGGCGACUGCUUCGCCCUGCACUAUGACGCCCGUACAAAGAACGUUCGCUGCAUCGAUGGAUGCGGCAGGAGCCCAGCCGCGCUCACGCUAGAGAUGGUGGAGUCGAAGAGCCGCUACGACUGGACAAGCGAGAGGGGCAUGUACGGUUUGCAGGCGACGGUGCCCGGUGCAGCGAAGGCCUGGUUCCACAUCGGUAAUCGUUUCGGCUCGGGAAAGAAACUGUCCGAGGAUGACAAGAUCGCCAACAUUUUGAAAGAUAUCGCAGACGACGUGUUCAAUCUGCUCGUCUUCACCAACGUGACCACCGUUGACAGUGUCAUCAAAGAGUUCCGUCGUCUCGAGCAAACGAAAUGUCAGCGCAUCUCGCCGCAGAUCGACCGUCUACCGAAUACCCCUGUAACGUCGUCCUGCGAGCUUAACAUUUCGGAGCUUUUAGCGCCGGCGAUCAACUAUGCCGAGAACGGAUUCCCCAUGGAUCAUGUGAAGCAUGGCACCUGGCGGGCCAUGCACAACCGUCUCACACGUUUACCCGGUGGCCGGUAUUUCCUGAACGAGGGCAACACUGUGCCCCCACUUGGUCAGAUAUUGGCGAACAGGCCAUUGGCCGCGCUUUUGAAGAGGCUCGGCCAGGAGAGGCCGCAGGUGAUAUACAAGGGACGUGUGGCUGAAGGCAUUGUGGAGGCCGUGCGUUGUGCGGGCGGCGUCUUGUCCACCGAAGACCUCUCCGAUCACCUGGAGUCUACUGAACCCCUUGAGACAGAGCCCGCGUCCACCACGUACAGAGAAGUCGCAGUGCAUACGACGACCCUUCCCACACAGGGUGCCGUGCUUCUAGAGGCCCUUAACAUACUCAACAGCUUCGAUCUGAAAGUGCCCAGUGCCAUGCCUGAAUAUGGGCCCAGUGUUGCGCGCUGGAUGCUGGGACGCUGGCAUGGCGCGACAUACUGGGAGGCGCUGGGCGCGGCGUACUGGUGCGAAAUGCACCUCUAG
Molecule: messenger RNA, 1269 nt
Organism: Dermacentor silvarum
Lineage: Eukaryota; Metazoa; Arthropoda; Arachnida; Ixodida; Ixodidae
Product: glutathione hydrolase-like YwrD proenzyme
Exons: 7
Coding region: 76-1269 (397 amino acids)
Source: RefSeq, a predicted model, not a curated record